CGCCCCUGCGCCCAAGUCCCGCGGCGUCGGCGGGAGCGGCGCAGCGCGGCCCGGGCCGGGCGGGGAGUGCGUUCUGCGGCGGCCAUGCCCACCAACUUCACCGUGGUGCCCGUUGAGGCGCGCUCCGACGGCGGCGGGGACGAGGCGGCCGAGCGGACGGAGGCGCCGGGCACCCCCGAGGGUCCGGAGCUCGAGCGCCCCAGCCCGGGAGAUGGAAAUCCGAGAGAAAACAGUCCAUUCCUCAACAAUGUGGAGGUGGAGCAGGAAAGCUUCUUGGAAGGAAAGAACAUGGCGCUUUUCGAGGAGGAGAUGGACAGCAACCCCAUGGUGUCCUCACUGCUUAACAAGCUGGCCAACUACACCAACCUGAGCCAGGGCGUGGUGGAACACGAGGAGGAUGAGGAGAGCCGGCGGCGCGAGGCCAAGGCUCCACGCAUGGGCACCUUCAUCGGCGUCUACCUACCAUGCCUGCAGAACAUCCUGGGCGUCAUCCUCUUCCUGCGCCUGACGUGGAUCGUGGGGGUGGCCGGCGUCCUGGAGUCCUUCCUCAUCGUGGCCAUGUGCUGCACCUGCACAAUGCUGACAGCCAUUUCCAUGAGUGCGAUCGCCACCAACGGUGUGGUCCCAGCUGGUGGCUCCUACUACAUGAUAUCGCGCUCGCUGGGACCGGAGUUCGGAGGCGCCGUCGGCCUCUGCUUCUACCUGGGCACCACGUUCGCAGGGGCCAUGUAUAUUUUGGGGACCAUCGAGAUUUUUCUGACAUACAUCUCUCCGGGCGCGACCAUCUUCCAGGCGGAGGCCGUGGGUGGCGAGGCGGCCGCCAUGCUCCACAACAUGCGGGUGUAUGGCACAUGCACGCUGGUGCUCAUGGCCCUGGUGGUCUUCGUGGGCGUCAAGUAUGUGAACAAGCUGGCGCUGGUCUUCCUGGCCUGCGUGGUGCUGUCUAUCCUGGCCAUCUACGCUGGUGUCAUCAAGUCCGCCUUCGACCCCCCGGACAUCCCGGUCUGCCUCCUGGGGAACCGCACACUGUCACGGCGCAGCUUCGAUGUCUGUAUCAAGGCCCGGGUCGUCCAAAACGGCUCGGCCACCUCUGCACUCUGGGGCCUCUUCUGCAACGGCUCCCUGCCUAGCGCCACCUGUGACGAGUACUUCACCCAGAACAACGUCACCGAAAUCCAGGGCAUCCCCGGUGCGGCCAGCGGCGUCUUUCUGGAGAACCUGUGGAGCGCGUAUGCACAGGCGGGGGCGUUUGUGGAGAAGGAAGGCGUGCCCUCGGUGCCCGUGGCAGAGGAGAGCCGCGCUGGCGCCCUGCCCUACGUGCUCACGGACAUCGCAGCCUCCUUCACCCUGCUGGUCGGCAUCUACUUCCCUUCCGUGACUGGUAUCAUGGCGGGUUCCAACCGGUCCGGGGACCUCAGGGAUGCACAGAAGUCCAUCCCCACGGGGACCAUCCUGGCCAUAGUGACCACGUCUUUCAUCUAUCUCUCCUGCAUCGUGCUUUUUGGGGCCUGCAUCGAAGGCGUGGUCCUACGAGAUAAGUUCGGGGAGGCCCUGCAGGGGAACCUGGUCAUCGGCAUGCUGGCCUGGCCCUCGCCCUGGGUCAUCGUCAUUGGCUCCUUCUUCUCCACCUGCGGGGCCGGCUUGCAGAGCCUCACGGGGGCACCGCGCCUGCUGCAAGCCAUUGCCCGAGACGGCAUCAUCCCCUUCCUGCAGGUGUUUGGCCAUGGGAAGGCCAACGGGGAGCCCACAUGGGCGCUGCUGCUGACGGUCCUCAUCUGCGAGACUGGCAUCCUCAUUGCCUCCCUGGACAGCGUGGCCCCGAUCCUCUCCAUGUUCUUCCUCAUGUGCUACCUGUUCGUGAACCUGGCCUGCGCUGUGCAGACACUGCUGCGCACCCCCAACUGGCGGCCCCGCUUCAAGUACUACCACUGGACCCUGUCCUUCCUGGGCAUGAGCCUGUGCCUGGCGCUGAUGUUCAUCUGUUCCUGGUACUAUGCGCUCUCUGCCAUGCUCAUCGCCAGCUGCAUCUACAAGUACAUCGAGUACCGUGGGGCUGAGAAGGAGUGGGGUGAUGGCAUCCGUGGCCUGUCCCUGAAUGCUGCCCGCUAUGCGCUACUGCGCGUGGAGCAUGGUCCCCCCCACACCAAGAACUGGAGGCCCCAGGUGCUGGUGAUGCUGAACCUGGACACGGAGCAGGCUGUGAAGCACCCUCGCCUGCUGUCCUUCACGUCACAGCUGAAGGCUGGCAAGGGCCUGACCAUUGUGGGCUCGGUACUGGAGGGGACAUACCUGGACAAGCACUUGGAGGCUGAGCAGGCGGAGGAGCCUCCAAACCAGAAGGCAGUGCAAUGUGGGGGUCUGGUCCGUCAUGGACAGAAGUGCCCUGUCUGUAGAUGUGUGCAAGUGAGGAACCACUUACCCCAAAACGCAGCAGAGGACCUCCGCGGAGAGGCACGUUUGCUCCGAGAGGGAGAAUCAGGCGGGAAGGGGCCUCCACUACCCCGCAAGGCUGAGACCCACCAGAACAUCCGGUCCCUGAUGAGUGCGGAGAAGACCAAGGGCUUCUGCCAGCUGGUGGUCUCGUUCAGCCUGCGGGAUGGCAUGUCCCACCUCAUCCAAUCGGCCGGCCUGGGCGGCCUCAAGCACAACACGGUGCUCAUGGCCUGGCCUGCGUCCUGGAAGCAGGAGGACAACCCCUUCUCCUGGAAGAACUUCGUGGACACCGUCCGAGACACCACCGCCGCGCACCAGGCUUUGCUGGUGGCCAAGAACAUCGAUGCAUUCCCGCAAAACCAGGAGCGCUUCAGCGGCGGCCACAUCGAUGUGUGGUGGAUUGUGCAUGACGGCGGCAUGCUCAUGCUGCUCCCCUUCCUGCUGUGCCAGCAUAAGGUGUGGAGGAAGUGCCGGAUGCGUAUCUUCACGGUGGCCCAGGUGGACGAUAACAGCAUCCAGAUGAAGAAGGACCUGCAGAUGUUCCUGUACCACCUGCGCAUCAGCGCUGAGGUGGAGGUGGUGGAGAUGGUUGAAAAUGACAUUUCUGCCUUCACCUACGAGAGGACGCUGAUGAUGGAGCAGAGGUCGCAGAUGCUGAAGCAGAUGCAGCUGUCCAAGAACGAGCAGGAGCGAGAGGCCCAGCUGAUCCAUGACAGGAACACCGCGUCCCACACCACAGCGGCGGCCAGGACCCAGGCGCCGCCCACUCCAGACAAGGUGCAGAUGACCUGGACCAGGGAGAAGCUGAUCGCCGAGAAGCACAGGAACAAAGAUGCCAGCCUGUCCGGGUUCAAAGACCUCUUCAGCAUGAAGCCAGAAUGGGGAAACCUGGACCAGUCCAACGUCAGGCGGAUGCACACGGCCGUGAAGCUCAACGGCGUUGUCCUCAGCAAGUCCCAGGACGCGCAGCUGGUCCUUCUCAACAUGCCGGGCCCCCCAAAAAACCGGCAGGGGGAUGAGAACUACAUGGAGUUUCUUGAGGUCUUGACCGAAGGGCUGAACAGAGUCCUCUUGGUCAGGGGCGGCGGCCGGGAGGUGAUCACCAUCUACUCCUAAGGCUCAGCAGCAUCGCGGCACGCUGGGGCGGGCACGGAGGAUGGCGUGGGCAGCCUGCGCCCAGGCUCGGCCCAGGGAAACAGACGGCAGACACACCUGUCCCCAGUGAUGCCGCCUGGCCUGCCGUGGGGCUUCCUUCUGAGGUUUCUAGGCCCGCCACCUAGGGCUCUCCUGUUCAGCAGCCUUAAACCCCAGGCUGGGCCAGCGAGGGCAUUACUGGAGGGUUUCCUUGAGUCCGAGUGCGGACGCCACUGCAGGAGUGACCUGGACGUGGCUGGAUCUUCUUGCAGGUCAUGAGAGGCCAGCGAGCCCGCUCUUGGUUUCUGGAAGUCCUUUUCCUUGGCUGGACUUACCCAGUGGUUAGGUUGCAUUUCUCCCCUAUCCAGAGCAUUCUUGGAAGAGCACCGGAGCUGAAGCUGUCCCUGGUGAUAAAGGUAAACCGUCAGCCCUGGCCACAGCUCCCUGCAGGGCCUUGGUCGCCUGAGUCCCUCUGUUCCUUGGCUGUUUUUGUAUUUCUGCACCUCAAGACAGCAAAGCUGGAGGACGCUGUCCACGCCUGCAUCACCCUCGUGUGGGAGCCUCUGGGCUUGGCAGGUCCACACUUGACCAGCUGGCGUGGCCGGGGCCGUCUGCAAAGGGAACUCGGUUUUUCUGGAAUGCGCUGGACCACCUGUUGGGGGUGUGGUGAAUACGGUGUGUCCCUCGGGGCUUACGCUCCAGGAAGGAGCCCCCAGCCGUGUCUGCCACGCCAGGCUGUGUCUGCUGCCAUCCGAGUCUCCAUCCGCCUUCAGAAAACCAGCCACUUCAUUCAUGAGCACUGAUAGGGCCCAGCUCACGGCACUGCUGCCGUCAGCGCCUCCUGCAGGCGAAUGCACUGAAACCCAGGGCCGCAGGUGUGUACGCGGAGUGAACGCCAAGUUCCCCGCCCAGCCCACGACAGCCAGGACUCCACCCCACGAGCACAGUGCACGGUUCAGCCUCUGAGCUGGCUCACACGUGGCAUCCCCAUCCCGGCGCUCCAGAGAGGGGGACACGGCCUCUGCGUGGGAGGUCCUUGGGCAGCAGGGGUGCCUGGCGUCAGGUCUGUCCGGCUGACUCCAAGGCAUCCCCUGCUGUGGCUUGUGCCUUUCGUGGAGGCAGCAGAGGCACUGAAAAGAGAUUCCUUCCAGGUCCCAGCACACUCUUCACUUCUGCUGAGUUUCUGCUUUAUAGGCUGUGGUUGCAUCUGCAGGCUGUGGCAGUGGCACUGACUGGGGCCUCCCCUUCCGUGUGGCUUAUUUAUUUAUUUAAACACCCAGGGAGUCCAUGGUAACGAGGCCUUCCAUCAAGAGGCUGCUUCUGUACUAGAGGCCCCAGGUGGCCAGGCCCUGGGCUGUGUCUGGCUUGCACGGUCUCCCGAGGGAAUCGGCCCCAUCGCCAAAGUUCAGAGCAGGGCAGAGGCUGCACGUGUGCUUCCAGGCGUUUCUGAGGCUCUGCUCUGGGGCUGGCGUUGCCGUAGAGACAUCACUGCAGGGCCCAGCAUUCCCACAGCCUCUGCCUGUCUUGGCUCAGCCCUGAGUUAAGCAGCAGAACUGCCCUCUGCAUCUGGGUGGGGCCGGCAGGUCCUGCGUCCGUGCACCUGACGGAGAGCAGGCUGGAGGUGCAGCAGCCCUCUGAACGUUGGUUGGUGGCUGGAAAACCGUGCGUGCGGGACGCUUCUGAGGGCCACUCAGUCCUCCACACAAAACGCCUCAUGAGGGCUCCACUCUGCUCUGCCCUGUGCGCAGCAAUGCCAGGCAUCCUUUCCCUUGUCAGCUCGUGUAACUGGUAACUGCGGCCGUUGAAAGUUGAUUCCAUGUUCCUUUUGUAGGUUCCUUUGUACGAUUUUGUUAGUAGAAAAGUAAAAUCCUAUGAAAUCUGA
Messenger RNA from Callithrix jacchus (white-tufted-ear marmoset), 5449 nucleotides. The record is from RefSeq and is a predicted model, not a curated record. NCBI's taxonomy places the organism in Eukaryota, Metazoa, Chordata, Mammalia, Primates, Cebidae.